Messenger RNA from Dendronephthya gigantea, 1449 nucleotides. RefSeq lists its product as uncharacterized. The record is from RefSeq and is a predicted model, not a curated record. Bases 1 to 1449 code for a protein of 482 amino acids. The transcript has a single exon. Lineage: Eukaryota; Metazoa; Cnidaria; Anthozoa; Malacalcyonacea; Nephtheidae.
AUGGACAAUGCAUCGCACUUCCACGACAAAACUAUCGAGACCGUCAAACGCAAUUUUUAUGUCGACGAUUGUUUGAAAUCAGUUCGCGACGAAGAAGAAGCAAUCAAACUUUCGAAGGAAUUACGCGAAUUACUAUCACUAGGAGGAUUUAAUCUCACGAAGUGGUUGUCCAAUUCUCGAAGGGUCAUUGAAUCUUUGCCGGAAGCAGAAAGAGCAGCUCAAGUCAAAGAUUUGGAUUUCGACAAGGUUCCAAUAGAAAGAGCGCUAGGCGUCAGGUGGAACGUGUCUUCAGACACGUUCGGCUUUGCAAUCGUGAUUAAGGAUCGACCGGCAACGAAAAGAGGAAUACUAUCGAUCGUCAGUUCUAUUUACGACCCCCUCGGAUUCGUUGCUCCUUAUAUUCUUUCGGCAAAAUUGAUCUUACAAGAACUUUGUCGAUUAAAGCUCGACUGGGACGAUAAGAUUCCUGAUGAAAAUCUUAAACACUGGCAAGCAUGGCUACAUGAUCUACCUCAACUUGAAAAUUUAGCUGUAGAACGUUGCUUCAAACCAGCUACAAUGAAUGACAUCAAAUCAACACAACUUCACCACUUCUCUGAUGCCUCGCAGCAAGGUUAUGGAGCUGUGUCCUAUAUUAGAAUCGAAGACAUAUCGGGAAAUGUCAAAUGUUCGUUCGUGAUGGGAAAAUCCCGACUUGCGCCUAUGAAGCCAGUAACGAUACCCCGAAUGGAGUUAUCAGCGGCUGUAGUGUCUACGAAGCUCGACAAGAUGUCAAGAAAUGAAUUGAGCUUGCCUACCGAUCAAUCUUUCUUUUGGACUGACAGCACUUGUUUUUUGCGCUACAUUGAAAACACGACCAAGCGAUUUCAGACGUUUGUCGCAAAUCGAAUAGCGACAAUACAUGAUGCAUCGACCCCCAAGCAAUGGAAUUACGUGGACACUUGUUCAAAUCCUGCGGAUGACGCAUCAAGAGGCGUGCCGGCAGACUCUCUUCUGCGAUGGAUCAAGGGUUCCGAUUUCCUUACUAAGCCACCCGGAGAAUGGCCAAAGAGACCUGAAGAUCUGGGAUCAACCACGGCGGUCCUAGACGACGACCCCGAAGUGAAGCACGGUUCGUUUGUUUGCGCUGCCAGCAUAGCGCACGUUUCUAAGAAACAGUUUACGGAUCAACUAAUUGAAAGGUUUUCAUCGUGGAGCAGAUUAAGAAGAGUAUUCGCCCUUAUACUACGCUAUGUAAGAAAUCUGCGUUCGCGUACCCGAUCUCAACAGAAAGAUCGAGCGGAAUCCCUACCAUCAGCAAAUAUCCCACCCAUCAGUUUGACAGAAUUGGUCAAUGCCGAACGUGCAGUUUUGAAACUCGUACAUCUUCAACUCGACAUCUUCAAAGUAAAAGAUACAACAACUCGGUUAGCAAUGCUAGCAGUAUUGCAAAACUGGACCCUAUCCUAG